Leptinotarsa decemlineata (Colorado potato beetle) is the source of this 4020-nucleotide messenger RNA. RefSeq lists its product as uncharacterized. The record is from RefSeq and is a predicted model, not a curated record. Lineage: Eukaryota; Metazoa; Arthropoda; Insecta; Coleoptera; Chrysomelidae.
AUGUUACAAGUAUUGAUUUCGGAACAAAAGUCUAAUGUAAUUUGUUUACAAGAAACCCAUCUCAGAAAUGAUGAAACUCCGAGUUUGAGAAAUUUCCAACCUUUUCUUAAAAACAGAGACGUACAGGGAAAGGCAAGUGGUGGCGUAGCUAUAUUUGUCCAAGAAAACAUUCAGGCAAAUCUUAUUGACAUAGAUACUAAAUUAGAAGCUAUUGCUGUCACAUUAGAAGAAAGCAAAAUUUCGAUCUGCAAUAUAUAUCUUCCUCCAAAUGAAAUAAUUGAUAUAUUGGAUCUUCUGAGCUUGAUAGAACAAAUUCCUCAACCACGUAUUAUGGUCGGUGAUUUCAACGGCCAUAAUAUCAUAUGGGGUUCUCUUGUCACCAAUAGUAGAGGUCGGACGAUCGAAAAAUUAAUUAACCACUUUAAUCUUUCUCUGUUAAACGAUGGAAGCAAAACCAGAUUCAAUGCGCACACGGGAGAAUCCUCCGCCUUGGACCUCACGAUGUGUGACCCCACUCUUACUCCUCUACUAACACGGGAAGCUCUACCUUUCAACUACAACAGUGAUCACAAUCCAAUAGUGAUAUCCAACAACCUGAGAAGUCAACAGCCGGAUAACCCGAUUCUAAAAUGGAAUAUCAAAUCAGCUGACUGGAAACUUUUUUCUGCCACAAUAGAGAAAGAUAUAGCAACUUGUGAAAUCACUGACAAUAUAGACGAAACUCUAGCCAACUUCAACAGAGUCGUUCUGCAAGGAGCUGUGAUUGCUAUUGGAAAAACUUCUUUUAACCCUAAACAUAUUCCGGUUCCCUGGUGGAGCAAUGAAUGCAAACAGGCAAUACGUGAUAGUAAAAGAGCAUUCAACAAAUGUAAACGAUACAACACUACAGAAAAUAUAAUUCAGUUCAAAAAACUCAGAGCAAUAUCAAGAGUAACAAUCAAGAAUGCUAAGAGGACUUCAUGGAGACAGUAUAUUUCGAGUAUCAAUAGCUCAACACCUAUGACCGAAGCAUGGAAAAAGGUGAGGAGUAUAUCGGGAGCUAAUACUUACCAAGGAAUCAAUAUCUUGAAAGUGGAUAAUCAAACUGUAUCAGAUAAACAAGAGAUUGCGGAGACUCUGGCAGAAAUGUAUAGAGAAAACUCAUCUUCCUCCCAUUAUGACGAAUCAUUCUUGGCAAAAAAACGUGAUGAAGGGGAAGUUGAAAUACCCAUCGUCAUAGACUAUGAGGACCCCUUGAACAUGCCUCUAAGUAAAGAAGAAUACGAAGAUGCCCUCUCAACGUUCAAUAAUACAAGUCACGGCCCCGAUGAGAUCCCAGUAAUUUUCAUGAAUAAUCUCCCACAUAAUGCACAUGAACUUCUUUUACGCAUAUACAACAUAAUAUGGAUAGAACACAAAUUUCCUUCAGCAUGGUCAGAGGCAAUAAUUGUUCCCAUCCUCAAAGCACUGACAAAGUCAGUUCUGGGUAAUUUCAAGGAUGAAUUCCCAAAUGAUCCAAUAAUCAGCUUUUACGGUACAGGUGCUAAAGCGUAUUAUGUGAAAUCUGUUGAUGAUGAACUGAAGAAGGCCAAAGGCGUCAAACGAUCUGUUAUAAAGAAUGAAUUGACAUGUGAAGACUAUGAAAAAAUCAUCGAAGAAGGAGAACCAAUCACUGUUGAGAAAUUUGAUGAGAACGAAAUUCAAAAAAUCGAUUUUCAUAAUUUUGAUAAUUACCCUAAGCAAAAUUUAGAUUUUUCAAAAAUUCGAUGUGACCAUUUGAAUGACGAGGAAAGAUCUAAAAUACUUUCGCUGUGCAAAGAAUUCUCUGACAUAUUUUAUUAUGAAAAUACCUCGCCAUUGGUAUACCUCGACGAUAUUAUUAUCUUCUCGACUUCCCUCCAAGAACACUUUGAGAGCCUUAAAUCUGUCUUCAACAGGCUGAGAAGCUCAAACUUCAAAAUUCAGCUGGAUAAAUCGGAAUUCCUACGAAAGGAAGUAGCCUAUCUGGGACACGGCGUGACUCCCGAAGGUGUCAAGCCGAAUCCAGAUAAAAUCACAGCCAUCAGAAAUUUCCCCGUCCCAAAAACCACCAAACAAAUCAAAGGAUUCUUGGGUUUGUUAGGUUACUAUCGACGCUUUAUCAAUAAUUUCGCUAGACUAACGAAACCAUUAACCAAAUGCCUGAAGAAAGGCGCAAAAAUUGAACAUAAUGAAGAGUUUUGGAUUUUGGAAUGUUUCAAUACCUGCAAAAACCUGUUAAUCAAUGAUCCGAUUUUGCAGUACCCCGACUUUUCUGAACCUUUUAAUCUCACCACGGACGCAAGUAAAUUCGCCCUAGGAAUUGUCCUUUCUCAAGGCCCUAUAGGCCAAGACCUUCCAGUUGCAUACGCAUCUCGGACCCUGAACGACUCUGAGCAAAAUUACUCAGUCAUUGAGAAAGAGCUUCUCGCGAUCGUAUGGGCUACCAAAUACUUCCGCCCAUAUUUCUUUGGACGAAAGUUCAAUUAAGUCACUGACCACAAACCCCUUCAGUGGUUAUUCUCUCUGAAGGACCCCAACUCAAAAUUGCUGAAAUGGCGGAUCAAACUAGAGGAAUACGAUUAUACCAUAAUCUACAAAAAAGGCAAGUUGAACACCAACGCCGAUGCUUCAUCCCGUGUCGAAAUCCACACUAAGGACACAAAAACCUUUUGGGAGGAAUUGGAUGACAUACUAGACGAAUCACAACGUCUAACAAAUCAAAGUGUCACUUUCAGUGGUCAAGGAAACCCAAAUUUCAUUAUUGUAUUGUUUUUCAGGGAUCUAGAUAAAAUGCAGCAUGUGUUAUUAACCCAUGGUGAUUCAAUAGAUAAAAUAGCAGAUAGUUUUCGAUCAAUAGCACAUAGUUCAUCAUUUUGUGCUGGUAUAUGGAAUGAAAAACUGCAUUUGUAUGGCCUUCAGUUCCACCCCGAAGUAGAUUUGACUCCAAAUGGAAAAAUAAUGUUGAAAAACUUUCUAUUCGACAUAGUUGGAUUCACCGGCAAUUACACAAUCCAAGAAAGAGAAAAAGAAUGUAUAAAAUACAUUAAAGACACUGUUGAUAACAAUAAAGUUCUGUUGUUACUCAGCGGUGGUGUGGAUAGUACAGUUUGUGCAGCUUUAUUACAUAAGGCUUUAACUCCUGAACAAAUUAUAGCAAUCCAUAUUGAUAAUGGGUACAUGAGAAAAAAUGAAAGUUCUAAAGUGCAUAGCACUUUAGUGAACAUGGGCGUCAAUUUGAAAGUGAUAAAUGCUGCUCCCACCUUUUCUAAAGGCACGACAAUAGUCCCGCUUGACAAAUCAGGAAGUAGGAGAACUAUAGUAACUAAAACGUUAUGCAUGAAUUAUAAUCCCGAAGAGAAAAGAAAGAUAAUAGGAGACACGUUUGUUAAAAUUACCGACGAAAUUAUUGCAGAUCUUAAUCUCAACCAGGAGCAGGUGUUUCUGGGACAAGGAACCUUAAGGCCAGACUUGAUUGAGUCUGCAUCUAAGUUGGUAUCUUCCAAAGCAGAUACCAUUAAAACUCAUUUUAAUGACUCUGAGCUUAUCAGAAAAUUGCGUGAAGAAGGGAGAAUAGUUGAGCCACUUAAAGACUUCCAUAAAGAUGAGGUAAGAUCUAUUGGAAGAAAUUUGGGUUUAUCGCCUGAGAUAGUAAUGAGGCAUCCUUUUCCUGGUCCUGGACUAGCAAUAAGAGUUAUAUGUGCAGAAGAACCUUAUAUAGAAAGGGAUUUCUCAGAAACGCAAGUUUUAGCAAAAAUUAUAGUAAGAUUUCAUGACAUGUUAGAGAAGCAACAUGCUUUGUUGAAUAGAGUAGAGGGAGUAAUAAAUGAUGAAGAAAGAAUUCAAGUUGAAUCCGAAGAAAACAUUAUUUUGGCAAUGAAUGCAAUUGUGCAUGGAAUAAGUACAAUUUAUGAAAUAAUAUGUUCAUAGGAAUACAGUAAUAAGUUCACGAUACUAUAAAUACAGUAACAUGUCUUGUAUCAAAUCCUCUGAAAGUCUAAUAUUUCGAAGUGAACUUAUCAA